AUGUGUGACUACGAAAAAGAACGCGCUGCUAACAUUGAGCGCAAUAAAGCACUCUUGGACGGGCUUGGACUUGGUGGUAAAGAUAAACAGCUUUUCGAAUCCAAGGCGAAACCAAAGAAAAAAGUUGUCAAGUCAAGUAGGAAGCGAAAGCUUGAAGACCUAGAUCACGGAUUCCCGAAAAAAGCACCCCGGUUCGAGGUGGCUCCCGCUGAAAUGGAAACGCGACGCAGCCAAAGAAACAUCGGCAAAGUUGUCGACUAUAACGCGGAGAACUUAGGUGGUUUACCCGUUGCUGUUUCUCUACGUGCAAGCAGAAAGAAAAGUGGACCAACAGGCAGAGAGAGUGGCAAAAGGACACAAGAUCCUAAGGUGUACGGAAGUAUACCUGGUAUCAAAGUGGGGACGUGGUGGCCAACCAGGCAAGGUUGCAGCGCUGAUGCCGUCCACGCUCCAUGGGUUGCUGGUAUAUCAGCUGGUCCACAAGGCGCGUACUCAGUCGCGCUUUCUGGUGGCUACGACGACGACGUGGAUCUUGGAUAUGCAUUGCAAGUUAUUUUCAUUCUUGAUACACACCAUCUUGAGCUAAAAUGUGGACCUUUGUCCUUUGUUGAAUUAGCACGUACACCGGAUCAGCUGCGCACUGCUCCCCAAAGCUCUGAUCAAACGUUCGAAAAUCACUUCAAUAAAGCAUUGAAGAAAUCUGCAGAGACGAGAAAACCCGUGCGGGUGAUCCGAGGCUAUAAAGCAAUGUCUUCAUUCGCGCCUAAGGAAGGAUAUCGCUACGAUGGUCUCUACGUCGUCCAAAAGGCAUGGAUAGAACAAGGUCUCAAUCCCGGCGGCUAUUUAGUUUGUAAAUUCGCUUUCCUUAGCUUACCUGAGCAAGGUCCUUUGCCUGUGAGAAGCGAUGAUGAGGAAGAUGGCAGUGAUGACAACGAUGCGGAUGCCGAUGCAGAAGAUGCGAGUCCUGCUGACGCUGAUUCCAACGGUGAUGUUGAUGAAGAAAGUUGA
Molecule: messenger RNA, 1008 nt
Organism: Serpula lacrymans var. lacrymans S7.9
Lineage: Eukaryota; Fungi; Basidiomycota; Agaricomycetes; Boletales; Serpulaceae
Exons: 9
Coding region: 1-1008 (335 amino acids)
Biological process (GO): protein ubiquitination; negative regulation of gene expression via chromosomal CpG island methylation
Molecular function (GO): ubiquitin protein ligase activity
Source: RefSeq, a predicted model, not a curated record